GCAGCUGGUUAAUCGAUCGAUCACGUGCUGACGACGACCAGGGGAUUAGAACCAACGAGACUGACACUUCAGCUUGGACACCUGCAGAACCUGAUCGCGACUGACGAAGCAAGACUGCUGUUCUUCGUGUGUCUCAGAUUGCGCUUGGCAAACGUUGGCUCGCACAAUCUUCAGAGUGUCACAUCUUUUGCUCAUAUUCCUCGCACCUAGAGAGCCAGGCCGAGUGCAGAGGUCAUGUUCAGAGCUAUUAAGUCGCUGUUCGUUGGGAAUGGCAUGUGUCAUGCUCUUGACUAUACUUGUCACAUUCUUGUAAUCCUCGCUGCUUGCAUGCUUGGCAAUCACUUUGCAGAGAAGUCCAUAUUGCAAGCGCUCCUGCUACCUAUAUUGAUGAAUACGAUUUACAUCGGCCACUACCUGGACGAGAAGCAAAGGGCACAGUUUCUGCCAAUGAUUGAGUUCUGCAGUCAGUUCUUCAAGAGCAUCGCCCUGCCGCGCUUCACUUUCUUCACAGCAGCCAUCACCUCCUAUUUCACGACAACCAAUCUUGCCAUAACACUGACAGCGCUGGCGAUCUCAUAUGCAAGAUGCGAGCUUGUUCAAAUCGGACACGCGGUAACUGGUUCCCCGAAAGCCUUUGCUGUGUUAAGAUGGUUUGAGGAUAUUCGAAUUGCAUCAGACUUGCAGCUUGUGUUCUCCUGUGCUGCAUGCUUGCUCAGAGGGUUCAGUGCUUACGCCAGAUGGCGGGAUCAUGAUGAUGCCAGGCUGAAGGCCGAGCUGGAGAAACUGUUGGGCGACGCUGCCGCAAAUCAUCAGCUGACAGAAAUUGAACACGGAGAGGCUAAGCUGGCUCAGACAUUGCGAACAAGGGCCUUGGUCUUACAAAGGCUCCAUCCAAGGGUAUCGUCCGUUCUUCGUUUGACUACAGCACUUUCGGAGGGACAGAUUCCUACAGAGUGGGUCGAGAUUGCUCACCACUUCUCACAGGCGGCGCAUGAUCUGACUCGAUUGGAUCCACCAUCAGCGGAACUCGCAUUGACUUCAGCACAACUCGCAUGUCUCAGAGCACGUCGAAACUUGCGAACAGCACAGGAAGAGCUUCAAGCUAAACUGGCCAUUGUUCGAGGAGCUUUGCAAACGUCAAGGCCGACAAGCGCCGCAACAGGGGAUGACUGACAAUGCGCAUUGUGAAGAAAGGGACAGCUGCAUGCGUGGGUUGU
Molecule: messenger RNA, 1217 nt
Organism: Protomyces lactucae-debilis
Lineage: Eukaryota; Fungi; Ascomycota; Taphrinomycetes; Taphrinales; Protomycetaceae
Exons: 3
Coding region: 235-1173 (312 amino acids)
Source: RefSeq, a predicted model, not a curated record